Messenger RNA from Ananas comosus (pineapple), 1163 nucleotides. Its product is annotated as expansin-B3-like. The record is from RefSeq and is a predicted model, not a curated record. Gene Ontology annotation, biological process: sexual reproduction. Gene Ontology annotation, cellular component: extracellular region. The transcript is spliced from 4 exons. Bases 68 to 907 code for a protein of 279 amino acids. NCBI's taxonomy places the organism in Eukaryota, Viridiplantae, Streptophyta, Magnoliopsida, Poales, Bromeliaceae.
ACACUUUGUGCACCCACCAAGCUAUUCUCUGAUCAUUCCCUCUCUCUAAAGAGCCCCACUUCACAAUAUGGCUUUUUCUCUUAGUGGCUCUUCUUCAGUAGUUCUUUUGGUUUCGCUUAUGUUUGUUUGUCCCUGCUUCUGCUUUAAGUCCAAAAGCUUCAAUUUCUCCACGUCCGAAGCCGCAUUGAACUGGAACACCGCAAGCGCGACCUGGUACGGUAGCCCCACCGGUGCCGGCCCAGACGAUAAUGGUGGUGGAUGUGGGUACAAAAAUGUAAAUCUCCCUCCUUUCUCGUCCAUGACUUCAUGCGGAAACCCUGCUCUGUUCAAAUCCGGCGAGGGAUGUGGCUCGUGUUAUAAGGUGAAGUGCAACAGCCACCCGGCGUGCUCCGGAAAACCGUCGACCCUGAUCAUCACCGACGCAUGCCUCGGCGGCGUCUGCCUCGACAAGACCUACCACUUCGACAUGAGCGGGACCUUGUUUGGGUCGAUGGCGUACCCCGGCAAGGAGGACGUGCUUCGCCACGCCGGAAUUCUCCCAGUCCAGUUUGCUAGAGUGCCGUGUGAAUACCCGGGCCGGAACAUCGCCUUCCACGUCGAGGAGGGCUCGAACCCGAACUACCUCGCGAUCCUGGUCGAGUACGAGGACGGCGACGGUGAUCUCCGGUCGGUCGACAUCAUGGAAUCCUCGUCGUCAGCGCAAUCCACGUACUCCAACGCAUGGACUCCGAUGAGGGAGUCGUGGGGCGCGAUCUGGCGGUUGGACACGAGCCGCCCGUUGCGGGGCCCGUUCUCGAUCCGGCUCACCACCGACACCUCCGACCGCACCCUUGUGGCGCGCAACGUGAUUCCGGCCAAUUGGCAACCGAACCAGGUCUACAGGUCCAUCGUGAACUACAGUACUUAAAAAGCGAGUGUGAUCAAAUAUUAUUGUACCACCUAAGAAGCACUAUUUUAAGUUAUUUCGUAUUGGAGAUCCAUAUAUAAGGGGCUACGUUUGAAGUAAGGGUCUAAAUUUAUGUGUGAUCCUUAGUAAUUAGUACUAGCUUGGUGUGGUGGAACCGUGGAAGUGUAAUAUGGUGUUUUAUUUUAAUAUAAUUAUUGUGAAAUGCGACGGUGGAUGUAGAGGAGGAUGCUCUCCCCUCCACUGGUCGUUAUCAUAA